Molecule: messenger RNA, 2244 nt
Organism: Sorex fumeus (smoky shrew)
Lineage: Eukaryota; Metazoa; Chordata; Mammalia; Eulipotyphla; Soricidae
Gene: VRTN
Product: vertebrae development associated
Exons: 2
Coding region: 1-2244 (747 amino acids)
Biological process (GO): regulation of transcription by RNA polymerase II
Cellular component (GO): chromatin
Source: RefSeq, a predicted model, not a curated record
AUGACAUCCCAGGAGCAGCUGGUGCAGCAAGUCCUUCAGGAGCUGCAAGAGGCCGUGGAGUCCCAGGGCCUGGAGGGGCUGGUGGGGGCUGCCCUGGAGGCCAAGCAGGUCCUCUCGACCUUUGCCCUCCCCACCUCGCGGGAGGGGGGCGCCUGCCCGCAGAGGCUGGAGGUGGACUCGGUGGCCCUAAGCCUCUACCCCAACGACGCGCCGCGGAACAUGCUGCCGCUGGUGUGCCAGGGCCAGGGCAGCCUGCUGUUCGAGGCGGCCAGCCUGCUGCUGUGGGGCGACGCGGGGCUGAGUCUGGAGCUGCGCGCGCGCACCGUGGUGGAGAUGCUGCUGCACCGUCACUACUACCUGCAGGGCAUGAUCGACUCCAAGGUGAUGCUGCAGGCCGUGCGCUACUCGCUGUGCUCCGAGGAGUCCCCGGAGAUGACCAGCCUGCCCCCGGCCACGCUCGAGGCCAUCUUCGACGCGGACGUCAAGGCCACGUGCUUCCCCAGCAGCUUCUCCAACGUGUGGCACCUGUACGCGCUGGCGUCCGUGCUGCAGCGUAACAUCUACUCCAUCUACCCCAUGCGCAACCUCAAGAUCCGGCCCUACUUCAACCGGGUCAUCCGGCCGCGCCGCUGCGACCACGUGCCCGCCACGCUGCACAUCAUGUGGGCUGGCCAGCCGGUGGGCGGCCACCUCUUCCGCCACCAGUACUUCGCCCCCGUGGUGGGGCUGGAGGAGGUGGAGGCGGAAGGCGCCAGCCCGCUCUCGGCGCCCGCCAAGACCCUGGAGCUGCUGAACCGCGCGCCCGGCCUCAGCUACUCGCAUCUGUGCGAGCGCGCCAGUGUCACCAAGAGCACCUUCUACCGCUGGCGCCGCCAGUCCCAGGAGCACCGGCAGCGUGUGGCCGCGCGCUUCUCGGCCAAGCACUUCCUGCAGGACAGUUUCCGCCGCGGCGCCGGCCUCGUGCCUCUGCAGCAGUUCCUCCAGCGCUUCCCCGAGAUCUCGCGCUCCACCUACUACGCCUGGAAGCAGGAGCUGCUGGGCAGCAGCUCCGGGGCCUGCCCCGCCCUGCCCGCCCCCGAGACGCUCACCCGGGAGGCCCUGGAGAAGCUGCCCGAGGAGUCGGGCACCACCACUGCCGCCGCUGCUGCCACGCCUGCUGUGGUGGGGGCGCCUGGGGCCGCCUCGCAGGCCCUGGCCACCCCCGGGAUGGUCCUGAUGCAGCGGGCCAAGCUCUACCUGGAGCACUGCAUCUCCCUGAACACGCUGGAGCCCUACCGCUGCUUCAAGUGCAGGUUCCCCGGCAUCUCCCGCUCCACCUAUUACAACUGGCGCCGCAAGGCCCUCCGGAGGAACCCCGACUUCAAGCCGCCGCCUGCCCUCUUGGGGACCCGGACUCCCCAGCCUGCCUUGGUGGGAGAAGAACCCCAGCAGCUCUGGAAGGGUGAGGCGGAAGAAGGGGCGGAGAAAGCGCGGGAUGAGGGGCCCCGCGCGCCGCAGCAGCUUCCGGCCCCGAGGAUGCCCCUGUACCGUUGGCAGCGGCGCCAGCGCAAGGCAGCCCGCAAACAGGUGCUGAGCGGGCACCUCCCCUUCUGCCGCUUCCGCCUUCGCUACCCGGGCCUGUCCCCGUCCUCCUUCUGGUUCUGGAGGAGUCUCGUCCCCCCCGGCUGGUCCAGACCCAGGUCGAAACUCCAGCAGCGGCAGGCUCCCCCCUCCAGCCGAGGAGGGGUGCAGGAGGCUGAGAAGAGAGAGAAAGAAGCCAUCGGGAGUGGAACCGCGGCCCCAGCCACGACCGUCCCUCUGGGGACAUCAAGUCUGGGGGUGUCCCCGGGAGAGGAUCCUGGGCAGACUCAGAAAAGGCCUUCCAGAGAGGGGAUCCCUGUGCAAGAUGGGGUGCUGGCUCCAGGCCACCCCCACAGUGGGUCUCCUUCCAGCUCCGCAACCGCAGCAAGGGGUGGUGAGGGCCAGGGACUGGUGAUGGACAUGCUGACCAGCCCCAGGUUCAAGGCUGAGGCCAAGCUGUUCCUGCAGAAGCGCUUCGAGUCCAAGAGCUUCCCCUCAUACAAGGAGUUCAGUGCUCUCUUCCCGCUCACGGCCCGCUCUACCUACUACAUGUGGAAACGGGCGCUCUACGAGGGCCUCACCCUGGUGGAUGGCUCACCAGCAGCUGACAGGCAGCUGGGUUCUCUGAGCCCCAUCUUCAAAGAACCUCCUGGUGGCCAGAAGGGAGAGAGGGGCAUUGUGUGA